Molecule: messenger RNA, 1941 nt
Organism: Mytilus trossulus (common blue mussel)
Lineage: Eukaryota; Metazoa; Mollusca; Bivalvia; Mytilida; Mytilidae
Exons: 10
Coding region: 295-1941 (548 amino acids)
Source: RefSeq, a predicted model, not a curated record
AAUUCUAUUAUAUUAGCUGCUACUAUCAGGAAUCUAUUAGUGAUGUUAGUGUGGUAGUACCACUAACAACGGCCGACUUUCAUACUGUACAGUACAGAUAUAACUGCUGUUAGCGCUAACAAAAGACAGGAUACCAUAUCCGGAGAUGAAACCCUCCGUCUACCGGGUCAAAACUUACGCACACACGUGGUUCAACGGCCGUGGUUUAACGUUGGAAGCCCUGAACCGCCAUUUUCAGCCGCCGUUUCAACUUUUUACACGCUAUCUACUACUUUCACUACUACUUCUUCUAAGAUGGUUGUGAUUCGGAAAAGAAAAGUGUUCUUGUCUGCAAGAUUUCAUUCUGGGAAAAGUUCAAAAAAGGUCGUUUUCUCUAAACACUUUCGUGGUGUGAAAGCUGAUGAGGGAGAAGUUUCUGACCUACAGCAUCAUGCAAAGUCAUUUGGUGAAACUUCCACAUCUUUAUCAUCUGUACUCUCUGUAGCCAUGCCAGGUUCUUCAGCAAUAGAAGAAAUGAUGAAUGAAAUUCAACCUGAUGCUGAAACAGGGAAGCGUACAUAUUUAUCUCUAAAGGAACAACGCUUGCAUGAUUGGAGUACCAUUAGGGAUGAUAUGUAUGAGGCCUUUAUCAGUACAGAAGCACCAUCAACUGUUUCCUGCCAUGAGUGCAACAAAGAGGCCCAACUUUUCAAGUGCAUUGAUUGCACACCAUGGGAAAUGGUCUGUGAAGACUGCUUAUACAGGAGACACCAGUAUCCACAUUUGCAUAUGUUUGAAGCAUGGAGGAAUGAAGCAUUUGUUGGGGCUGUCUUAAAAACACCUUCAUGGAUCUUGUCAUCACACAGUGAUUGUGAUUCCAAUUAUUUUAAGAGUAUUGUAAUUAUUGAUGUGAAAGGAAGACAGCAUAAACGCAACAUCCAGUUUUGCAAAUGUGAACCAGAAGCUGUUACAUUGGUGAAAUACAGACUGUGGCCUUCAACCACUAAGUUUCCUAAACUAGCAUUUGACAUGGAACUACUCAAGUGGUUAUAUGGACUACUCAUAGAGUGUCAUGUCUCCUGCAAAGGAUUUUGUGAGGCGUUGAAAUUUAGAAGUUCUAAAUACCAGAGAAAUUAUGUCAACUUUCAGGUGUUGGACAUCUACAAGUCUCUUAUGACCGAGACUUUUGCAGAAUUCAGGAACUUCUUCCAAAGAACUGAAUUUCCAGACAAGUUAGAUAAUGGAACUGAAUGUCCAGCUUGUUUUUCAACAUUGCCAAAGAUAUACAGUUUUGAUGCUGAUUUCCAGCUAGUUAGGAAGGCAUCAUCUGGCAAGCAGUGGGCAGAACCAAAACACAGCAAUAAAUUUUUCUUGGACCAGGCUUCAGUAGAUGCCUUUAUGGGCAAUUAUUACGAAGACAGGGGAAAGCCUGAUGUGGAGUGUAAUGACUUUCAAGCCGGAAACCAUCUCCGGUCUAAGAAUAAGAAUAAGAAGCUAGCAGAAACAGCUGUAUUUGGGUCUACAUGUAGACAUGAAUUCCCAAAGUAUUUCUUCAGUCUGAAACAUGGUGAAAGACUUGGAUAUGCCGUUUACUUAUUGCGAAAGUUAUUGGAAGAAGAAAAUAGUGAUGACAAGGAUCCCUUGUAUAUAAUGUAUGACAUUGCUUGCAGUCUAGAAAGUCAUCUCAAGAAACAAAAUGAUCAGUCCAUACUAGAUAAAGUACAGUUUGCAAUUCCCAUAUUCCAUUGUUAUGGCCAUAAAAUGGCAUGUCAGGUUCUGUAUAACCCAAGGAAAAAAAAUGGCAUAGGACUGACAGAUGGUGAAAGCCUUGAAAGACUUUGGUCAUAUUUAGGGAAGUUCUCUAAAAUUACCAAAGAGAUGACCCCGGAAAACCGUAUUGAUCUGCUUACUGAUGGUUUAAUUCAUUAUGGACAGAAAAUCAGAGAAAAAUUAGGUAAGUAA